Trypanosoma grayi is the source of this 1188-nucleotide messenger RNA. RefSeq names its product ATP-dependent DEAD/H RNA helicase. NCBI's taxonomy places the organism in Eukaryota, Euglenozoa, Kinetoplastea, Trypanosomatida, Trypanosomatidae. Bases 1 to 1188 code for a protein of 395 amino acids. The record is from RefSeq and is a predicted model, not a curated record. Gene Ontology annotation, molecular function: RNA helicase activity; mRNA binding; ATP binding. The transcript has a single exon. Gene Ontology annotation, cellular component: nucleolus; catalytic step 2 spliceosome.
AUGGGAGAGGUGGAGCGCAUGGCGGAGAAGGAGGAGACCGACAUGCAGGCGAAUGUCCCUGCCAUCUCGACGUUCGAGGCGAUGGGGUUGAAGGAGGAGCUGCUGCGCGGCAUGUACGGCUACGGCUACAAGAAGCCCACCGCCAUUCAGAAGCGCUUCAUUGCGCCCUUCGUGCAGGCGCGCGACCUCGUGGCGCAGGCGUCAUCCGGCUCCGGCAAGACGUCCGCCUUCUGCAUCUGCCUGCUGCAGGUGUGCCAGCCGGCGCUGCGCGAGACGCAGGGGCUCGUGCUCAGCCCGACGCGCGAGCUCGCGCUGCAGACGCAGGACCUUUGCAACAACAUCGGCCACCACAUGGGCCUCGCAGCGUACGCGUCGAUCGGCGGCAAGAGCAUGGAGGAGGACAUCCGCCGCCUUGAGAGCGGCGUGCAGAUUGUGUCGGGCACGCCGGGGCGCGUAUUCGACAUGAUCAAGCGCCGCCACCUGCGCGUGAACCACCUCAAGACGCUCGUGCUCGACGAGGCGGACGAGAUGCUUGGCAAGGGCUUCAAGGCGCAGAUCCACGACAUCUACCGCAUGAUCCCGCCGCUGCAGGUGGUGCUGGUGUCCGCGACGCUGCCGGUCGACGUGCUCGACAUGACGGAGAAGUUCAUGACGGAGCCGGUGCGCAUCCUCGUGAAGCGCGACGAGAUCACGGUGGACUCCAUCAUGCAGUACUUCGUCGCCGUCGACGAGGAGAAGAACAAGUUCGACACGCUGUGCGACCUGUACGACACGCUCACCAUCGCCCACGCCGUCAUCUUCUGCAACACGCGCAAGAAGGUGGAGCAGCUGGCGAAGAAGAUGACGAAGGAGAAGUUCUCCGUCAGCUCCAUGCACGGCGACAUGCCGCAGGCGGAGCGUGACGAGAUUAUGUGCAACUUCCGAGACGGCAAGAGUCGUGUGCUCAUCUCCACCGACCUGUGGUCGCGCGGCAUCGACGUGGAACAGGUGUCGCUCGUGCUCAACUACGACUUGCCCUUCUCGCGCGAGCAGUACAUCCACCGCAUCGGCCGCACUGGUCGCAUGGGCCGCAAGGGGCUGGCGAUUAGUUUCGUGAAGCACGACGAACUGCGGCUGCUGCGCGACAUUGAGCAGUUCUACGCCACGCAGAUCGAGGAGCUACCGGCAAACAUCAGCGAUCAGUUUUAA